Cotesia congregata is the source of this 411-nucleotide messenger RNA. The record is from the annotation of a GenBank genome assembly. Lineage: Eukaryota; Metazoa; Arthropoda; Insecta; Hymenoptera; Braconidae.
AUGUUUCGUUUAAGUAGUAAUGAAAGUGUUAAGAUAAUUAUUCUGUCUGCUAUUAGCUUUUUUCUAACUCAAUGUGCUGAAAUUUGUUUAAACCCAAGUUUAAAGUGCAUCGGUUGUCCAUAUUACAAUGAUUUUUUAGACGGCAGAGAUGAAUACGUAACAGCAGCAAUGGACACAAAUUCGGAAAUUCCUUACGGUACAAAAGUUUGCAUCCCAGAAUUGAACCAACAUUUUAAGCAGUACAUACCCAUUCAGGUAAGAGAUUAUAGCCCAGAUCUAGAAGGUGAAGGCCACUCGAGUCUAGAUAUUUGCGUACGCGGCGAAAGUGACAGUUAUGAUUUUGCUGUCAACCGUAUGGUCACUCUCUACAUUCGUGAAGACCCCCAGAAUGUCAGCAACGAACAACAAUAA